AUGAACCGCGUCUUUGGCUCGGAGGACACCCCGGAAUUCUUUCACAAGAUCGAGAGUGUCUUGAAACCUCUGUUAUCUAUAGUUGAGAGGGAGUUCAUCAAUGACAGUGCCUCGACGGCUGCUGUGCAGCGUGGCGAUGUGCCGCGUAACAUCACAUCGUUGGUAUCCUUCGCCGAACGGAGAGAGGAUCUGCAGCCUUGGGAACGCUCUGCAAAUGUUCGGGUUGUUGAGAGAGAUGCCUCUGAUAAGCCGACAGCAGUUGAGGCAGACCUGCAGACCCUGGUCCGUGACUUCGGAGCCCACAUCGCCAUCCCCGUGCUGUACGGCAAGGAUUUCCUUGAACGGAACCCACAGUUUCUCGACGACUUCUGGAGAUUCGAUAACGACCUCUUCCCGUUACUGAUGGUCGGAGUCCCCCCUUGGAUACCCCUCAAGAUAAUCCAGGAUGGCAUCGCGUCCCGUUCGAGGAUGACUGUGGCUUUGGAAGGUCUCUAUCGUCGCAUAGAUCAGUACCAAAAGGGUGAUCCUGUUGACUUCAAUGCAGACAUGUCAGAUGUUGGCAUCGCAACAGAGCGAAACCAAGUCUACGACAAGUUCGGGGUCAGCAUGAAGCACCGUGCUGACAUGGACCUAUCCUUCGUCUGGGGCCAGAAUGCGAACACGCAGCCGCUCGUGUUUUGGUUUUUGGCCUACAUCCACUCAGCCCCAGGUCUGGUCGAAGACCUGCGCAGAGAAAUCGCGCCUUGGGUCAAGGUCGCAACGCCAGGGCCCAUGGAAAUCUCAUCAAUGGACAUCUCUGCCUUGCAUAGAGAAUGCCCGUUGUUGAAGUCGGCAAUCUACGAGACGUAUCGCUUAGGGAGCGAGGCCACAUCCAUCCGUCGCGUCGAUCGACCAAUAACGCUGCUCGAUGGUGACCACAAACACCAGCUACAGCCUGGAACAUUCGUCUCAGCACCCUUCUCGGUGCUCCAGAACGAUGCAAGCUACUUCCCAGACCCAGAAAAGUUUGUGCCCGACCGCUUCCUUGAAGUCGAUAGCGAGACAGGUAGAAAGGUGGCCCGAUAUGGGAAGUUGAGGCCCUGGGGGGUUGGACCAGCAUCUUGUAAAGGCCGUACAUUUGCAGAGAAAGAGAUUCUGACGAUUACAGCCGCGUUAAUAAGUAUUUGGGACAUGGAACCAGCAGAAGGUGCGUGGAACGUGCCGGCAAGCCUACCGGGAACAGGCGCUAAGAAGCCUGCGAAAGACAUCCGGGUGAUACUCAGGCGCAGGGUUGCACCCUAG
Neoarthrinium moseri is the source of this 1281-nucleotide messenger RNA. RefSeq lists its product as uncharacterized. Gene Ontology annotation, molecular function: iron ion binding; heme binding; oxidoreductase activity, acting on paired donors, with incorporation or reduction of molecular oxygen. The record is from RefSeq and is a predicted model, not a curated record. The coding region runs from base 1 to 1281 and encodes 426 amino acids. The transcript has a single exon. Lineage: Eukaryota; Fungi; Ascomycota; Sordariomycetes; Amphisphaeriales; Apiosporaceae.